This is a messenger RNA of Amphibalanus amphitrite, 3560 nucleotides long. RefSeq lists its product as uncharacterized. NCBI's taxonomy places the organism in Eukaryota, Metazoa, Arthropoda, Thecostraca, Balanomorpha, Balanidae. Bases 2547 to 3560 code for a protein of 337 amino acids. The transcript has 2 exons. The record is from RefSeq and is a predicted model, not a curated record.
GAGAUGCUAGUACUGAGCAUUGUGUUACAUAUGAUGAUGAAGAUGAUUAGCCAGAUGCUCAUUAUUUAGGAUCAAAAUUGAUAGAAUAGUUGUAUUACGUUUCACCCACGGGGCUUCUUCGGAUACAUAUAGGUAAAUUCAACAAAUAGAACACAGAGAUGCAGGCCAAGCUCAGACACAAAUCAUGCGCAUGCAAUAAAUAUCGUGAAAGGAUUAACAGAUAUCUUGAGAUUUAGACGAAUAAUAAUUUUAAGAUCGACCCCUAAGUGCGUACUGCGCGCUAUUAUUUGUCUUUGUUAAUAAAUACGUAUACCUAUUUAGCAGUCGACAACACAAUACGUACUAAGCGAAUUACGCUAUCAUUCCAUCUCAGAAUUCGUACUACGCGCACACUAAUACAUACACAUCAUUCUAAAUCACAGCUAACAAUGACCUAUAAUACCCAAUCAUAAUCUGUGUUCGGCGGUACAGCAUAUCUACAGGCGCUGCCUACUGGAGCCAUCUGUUAGACCCGAAAGGAACUACUGCUACUAUGUAGGUAUCGGUGUCAUAUAACGCUACCAACAGAACAAGCCAAGGAACAAGCGCUAAUGUGCAUAUGAUGAUGUGUAGGGAACUGGAUGGAGUAAGCGCCAUGAUGAUGUGUUUUUGUUAAGUGCUGGUUUUUUGUUUCUUAUCUCAAUUGAUUCAGUUAUUAAAAGGUUCGCUUCGUCCUUGCAUCUAUGAAGAAUAGAAAUUUCGAAGUCAGUGUUCAUCGGUUGUGCUGUGGGGUGUGCUGUCAGUAUAUGAUCACCUAGGUCAGUACCUUUCCUUUUGUUCCUAGCGUCUCCCAAGUGUUCCAUAAAUCUAGUCCUCACCAUGCGUUUAGUUUUACCAAUGUAUGUAUCUCCACACAUUUUACAUUUAAUCUCAUACACAACGUUUUUGGUAUGGCAUCUACCUUUGAGGCCACCCUCACACGUACUGCAAGUCUUACGACACCCCCUGGGACAAUCAGGGGGUUGCAGUGCAGACGAGGUCAGUUGAUUUGAGAGUGUAGGUCCGCUUUUCCACGCAACUCGAAUAUCCAAAUCUGAGGACUUCACUGCUGCGUUGACUUUACGUGUGAGGGUUUCGUCAAUGUAAGGUAGAGAUAUGUAGGUAAUAUUGGGAGAAGACUUUUUCUUUUGAGAUUGUUUGUUUUUAUAUCUGAUUGCGUUUUGUAUGUUACGAAUCAGUUUAAUCGGAUAGCCGCUGGAAAUGAAUAUGUCCGUUAUUUUUUGUAGACCCCGGUCCUGUGCUGCUUUAUCAGACCCCAAACGAACAGCUCUAAGCGACUGAGAGUGUAUGAGGCUCCUUUUGGUCUGCAUAGGGUGGCUGGAGUCAAAAUGUAAUAUGAUAGGGGCUGCUGAUGGCUUAACAUAAAGUUCUGUGGUGUAUGCUCCUGAGGGUUCUACAGUGAUUAGUGUAUCAAGGAAGGGAAUUUGUCUUUGUGACGAGAGAUCGGUGCGUUCAAAGCUGAAUUUUAGACAAGGAUGGAAGCUAUUAAUGAACUGUAUGUAUUCAUCUAAGUUUUGCGAGCCAUGGGUCCAAAUACCAAAAAUAUCGUCGAUGUAUCUAAGGUAAAGUGCAGGUUGUAGUCUAUCCGAUGCUAGUAUGCGUGUUUCUACUGCGUUCAUGAAGAGGAUAGCCAGGGGAGGGGCUAUACGGCUUCCCAUAGCUAUCCCCUGGGUUUGCUUGUAAUAUUUUGUACCGAAGCGUACAUAGUUGUUUUCCAGACAGUGCUCAAGUAAUUUUUUCACAUCAGGGAUGGUGAGACCAUAUAAGUUCACCUUUGACGAGUGGGUACGUAGCAUAGCUAUAGUCGCCUCUAUCGCUUCUGCUGUGGGGAUGUUACCGUAGAGAUUGUUCACGUCUACUGUGAAUGCGAUGGCACCGGGUGGGAGGCCAGAAGGGAAUCGAGUGCUCAGGUGUUGCAAAUAGUCAUAGGUGUUAGUUAAGUGGGCUGGUACUAGGAUCAGAAGCUGGGUGAUUAUUCUCUCUAGGAACCACGAGAGCUUGUCAACUGGGUCCCCACAUGCUGAUACUAUGGGUCUCAUCGGGUUGCCUGGUUUGUGUGUUUUCGGAAGUCCAUAAAGUUCUGCCGUGCGUGACUCGUUAGGUUUUAGAGCGUGUAUGAUUUUGUCGGGUAGUUUACCUGCCAAAGUCUCGGUGAUGAGGUCAGAAGUCUCGACGUCUAGUUUUUUGGUUGGAUUUUUGUCAAUGGGCUGAUAAUCAUUCACUAUAGUUUCAGUCUUGUGUACGUACUCUGAUUUCUCCAAAAGGACUAAUCCCUUGCAUUUAUCUGAGCGCUUGACGAUAAGGUCGUCAUCAUUCUUUAGGUCUGUGAGUGUAGAUCUGUCAUGUUUUGUGUGGUUCUGUUUGGUGUUUGAUUUGUGGUGAGUAUACAGACCCAUUACUUUUUGUUUGAGUUUCUUCAGUGCGUGUUCUGUGACAGGGUGGGCUUGAGGUGCUUGUUUCGUGUCCGUGUCACAGAACACGCACUGAAGAAACUCAAACAAAAAGUAAUGGGUCUGUAUACUCACCACAAAUCAAACACCAAACAGAACCACACAAAACAUGACAGAUCUACACUCACAGACCUAAAGAAUGAUGACGACCUUAUCGUCAAGCGCUCAGAUAAAUGCAAGGGAUUAGUCCUUUUGGAGAAAUCAGAGUACGUACACAAGACUGAAACUAUAGUGAAUGAUUAUCAGCCCAUUGACAAAAAUCCAACCAAAAAACUAGACGUCGAGACUUCUGACCUCAUCACCGAGACUUUGGCAGGUAAACUACCCGACAAAAUCAUACACGCUCUAAAACCUAACGAGUCACGCACGGCAGAACUUUAUGGACUUCCGAAAACACACAAACCAGGCAACCCGAUGAGACCCAUAGUAUCAGCAUGUGGGGACCCAGUUGACAAGCUCUCGUGGUUCCUAGAGAGAAUAAUCACCCAGCUUCUGAUCCUAGUACCAGCCCACUUAACUAACACCUAUGACUAUUUGCAACACCUGAGCACUCGAUUCCCUUCUGGCCUCCCACCCGGUGCCAUCGCAUUCACAGUAGACGUGAACAAUCUCUACGGUAACAUCCCCACAGCAGAAGCGAUAGAGGCGACUAUAGCUAUGCUACGUACCCACUCGUCAAAGGUGAACUUAUAUGGUCUCACCAUCCCUGAUGUGAAAAAAUUACUUGAGCACUGUCUGGAAAACAACUAUGUACGCUUCGGUACAAAAUAUUACAAGCAAACCCAGGGGAUAGCUAUGGGAAGCCGUAUAGCCCCUCCCCUGGCUAUCCUCUUCAUGAACGCAGUAGAAACACGCAUACUAGCAUCGGAUAGACUACAACCUGCACUUUACCUUAGAUACAUCGACGAUAUUUUUGGUAUUUGGACCCAUGGCUCGCAAAACUUAGAUGAAUACAUACAGUUCAUUAAUAGCUUCCAUCCUUGUCUAAAAUUCAGCUUUGAACGCACCGAUCUCUCGUCACAAAGACAAAUUCCCUUCCUCAGGAGCAUACACCACAGAACUUUAUGUUAA